Molecule: messenger RNA, 5281 nt
Organism: Oncorhynchus kisutch (coho salmon)
Lineage: Eukaryota; Metazoa; Chordata; Actinopteri; Salmoniformes; Salmonidae
Gene: neil1
Product: nei-like DNA glycosylase 1
Exons: 11
Coding region: 3847-4998 (383 amino acids)
Biological process (GO): base-excision repair
Cellular component (GO): nucleus
Molecular function (GO): DNA-(apurinic or apyrimidinic site) endonuclease activity; nucleic acid binding; DNA N-glycosylase activity
Source: RefSeq, a predicted model, not a curated record
AACAUAAACAAAGACCGUAGAGAAAGCGAGACACCCGACUCCCUCAUUUUAUUUGUUAUAGUUGCGGGUGGGAAGAGACGAUUGGAUUAAAUAUCGCUGCUUGUUAAUUAAAGCAUGGUUUUUGCAUGCAGUUUAAAGUUGAUUGCAUUCGGAAUCAGACUGCCUCCAUGGUGUGACGAAGGUGCCCUGCUCUGUCAGACGGCGAAGUCGGUUCAAAACAAAAAAAAGUAACAUUAAUUGUGUAGUAAUUAGUAGGAUUCGGUGUUUUCCAUGUGUGACACUUUAUCUGCUUUCCCAAGUUCUUAGAUUACUGUUUGAUUUUGAAGAUCAUUGAUGUCAUGAUUUGACCUCGUAUUUUUCUGAGUUCCCAGGUGUGUUGAACGCACCAAUAUGCCACGAUUUUGCCAUCUCAGACAAAAUCUCCACGUCGUGGGCAAAUUCAGGUCGUACGUAAACGAUUGUUGGAAGUCUUGGCUGGUUCAGUGUGACAGAGUCUAAGUCUGCUGAUUAAGUACCACUACGUGCGGUCGUAGGUCCUGUCUACGUUCUGCCAGUGUCAGACAUUUUGAGCCUUAAUUGUGUCGUGUGCCUGAAAAUGUCCAAUCAAUUUACAAGAAUCUGUCUUAUAUUUGUAUCUAAUCUAUAUAUUGUGUGCAUGCGCACUUUGUCAACAACAAUACAUACAUGAUUGAAUGUUUUUAUUUUCAUUUUUUUCCCCAGGUGGAGUGGUUUCAGUCCCAUAAUGUUUAUUCCAGGUGGAGUGGUUUCAGUCCCAUAAUGUUUAUUCCAGUUGGAGUGGUUUCAGUCCCAUAAUGUUUAUUCCAGGUGGAGUGGUUUCAGUCCCAUAAUGUUUAUUCCGGGUGGAGUGGUUUCAGUCCCAUAAUGUUUAUUCCAGUUGGAGUGGUUUCAGUCCCAUAAUGUUGUUUAUUCCAGGUGGAGUGGUUUCAGUCCCAUAAUGUUGUUUAUUCCAGGUGGAAUGGUUUCAGUCCCACAAUGUUGUUUAUUCCAAGUGGAGUGGUUUCAGUCCCAUAAUGUUGUUUAUUCCAGGUGGAAUGGUUUCAGUCCCAUAAUGUUGUUUAUUCCAGGUGGAGUGGUUUCAGUCCCAUAAUGUUUAUUCCAGGUGGAGUGGUUUCAGUCUCAUAAUGUUGUUUAUUCCAGGUGGAGUGGUUUCAGUCCCAUAAUGUUGUUUAUUCCAGGUGGAGUGGUUUCAGUCUCAUAAUGUUGUUUAUUCCAGGUGGAGUGGUUUCAGUCCCAUAAUGUUGUUUAUUCCAGGUGGAGUGGUUUCAGUCCCAUAAUGUUUAUUCCAGGUGGAGUGGUUUCAGUCUCAUAAUGUUGUUUAUUCCAGGUGGAGUGGUUUCAGUCCCAUAAUGUUGUUUAUUCCAGGUGGAGUGGUUUCAGUCUCAUAAUGUUGUUUAUUCCAGGUGGAGUGGUUUCAGUCCCAUAAUGUUGUUUAUUCCAGGUGGAGUGGUUUCAGUCCCAUAAUGUUGUUUAUUCCAGGUGGAAUGGUUUCAGUCCCAUAAUGUUGUUUUAUUCCAGGUGGAAUGGUUUCAGUCUCAUAAUGUUGUUUAUUCCAGGUGGAGUGGUUUCAGUCCCAUAAUGUUGUUUAUUCCAGGUGGAGUGGUUUCAGUCCCAUAAUGUUGUUUAUUCCAGGUGGAGUGGUUUCAGUCCCAUAAUGUUGUUUAUUCCAGGUGGAAUGGUUUCAGUCCCAUAAUGUUGUUUAUUCCAGGUGGAAUGGUUUCAGUCCCAUAAUGUUGUUUAUUCCAGGUGGAGUGGUUUCAGUCCCAUAAUGUUGUUUAUUCCAGGUGGAGUGGUUUCAGUCCCAUAAUGUUGUUUAUUCCAGGUGGAGUGGUUUCAGUACCAUAAUGUUGUUUAUUCCAGGUGGAGUGGUUUCAGUCCUAUAAUGUUGUUUUAUUCCAGGUGGAAUGGUUUCAGUCUCAUAAUGUUGUUUAUUCCAGACAGGAGUCUUAUCAGGACACCCAGCUGUCUUGACCGAUGACAGAAUACUUGAUAUAGACGAGAUUGUGGCGUAAUUAUUUUGGGAUUACUUCAUGGGGCAAAAAUAACUGAGCAUUUUCUAAAUUCUAACUGACCCCCUGCAACUGGACAAUGACAUUUUAUGAGAUUCCUGUUUCCUCUAAUUGAGGAUGAAGACGGUAUCGGCAAGUUUUGGUCGAAAAUCUUCCGUGUUACACCAAAUGGUACCUAACCGGUAACUCUCAGUAUAAUGGAUACCACCUUCUUUGGGUUAAAUCACAUUAUCUGGUGUUAUAAUCUAUAGCUAAGUCUGUGAGGGGGUCUUGGGGGAAAAAAGGAACUAUGAUUAAGUGAAUGGAUCACACACUAAUUCAAUCAAAAGUGCAAGAUGGACAUUGUGAUGUGUAGAAUAUCAUGUGUAAGGAAGAAUGUUGUAAAUGUUUAGUGAGUGGACCAUGAUCAUUUCAACGUGUUUUUGCAUGAUUAAUAUGCUGUUAAUCUGAUGAUGUAUUUCUCAUGUCUACAUCUGUUUAUGUAUGUGCUUGAAAAAUAAUUACCAUUUUGAAAUUUAUGUUUUGUAUAUUUAAACAUUUGUCUUUCUAAAACAUUACAAUUGACCCGAUUUGAUAACGUUGUGAUGUGGAACUACAAGUCCCAUCUGCCAUUAGUCUAGUUUAGUAAUGCUGCUGGUCGACCAAGCAUGUUCACUCUGUUGGGACUACAAGUCCCAUCUGCCAUUAGUCUAGUUUAGUAAUGCUGCUGGUCGACCAAGCAUGUUCACUCUGUUGGGACUACAAGUCCCAUCUGCCAUUAGUCUAGUUUAGUAAUGCUGCUGGUCGACCAAGCAUGUUCACUCUGUUGGAACUACAAGUCCCAUCUGCCAUUAGUCUAGUUUAGUAAUGCUGCUGGUCGACCAAGCAUGUUCACUCUGUUGGGACUACAAGUCCCAUCUGCCAUUAGUCUAGUUUAGUAAUGCUGCUGGUCGACCAAGCAUGUUCACUCUGUUGGGACUACAAGUCCCAUCUGCCAUUAGUCUAGUUUAGUAAUGCUGCUGGUCGACCAAGCAUGUUCACUCUGUUGGGACUACAAGUUCCAUCUGCCAUUAGUCUAGUUUAGUAAUGCUGCUGGUCGACCAAGCAUGUUCACUCUGUUGGGACUACAAGUCCCAUCUGCCAUUAGUCUAGUUUAGUAAUGCUGCUGGGCGACCAAGCAUGUUCACUCUGUUGGGACUACAAGUCCCAUCUGCCAUUAGUCUAGUUUAGUAAUGCUGCUGGUCGACCAAGCAUGUUCACUCUGUUGGGACUACAAGUCCCAUCUGCCAUUAGUCUAGUUUAGUAAUGCUGCUGGUCGACCAAGCAUGUUCACUCUGUUGGGACUACAAGUUCCAUCUGCCAUUAGUCUAGUUGAGUAAUGCUGCUGGUCGACCAAGCAUGUUCACUCUGUUGGGACUACAAGUCCCAUCUGCCAUUAGUCUAGUUUAGUAAUGCUGCUGGUCGACCAAGCAUGUUCACUCUGUUGGGACUACAAGUCCCAUCUGCCAUUAGUCUAGUUUAGUAAUGCUGCUGGUCGACCAAGCAUGUUCACUCUGUUGGGACUACAAGUCCCAUCUGCCAUUAGUCUAGUUUAGUAAUGCUGCUGGUCGACCAAGCAUGUUCACUCUGUUGGGACUACAAGUCCCAUCUGCCAUUAGUCUAGUUUAGUAAUGCUGCUGGUCGACCAAGCAUGUUCACUCUGUUGGGACUACAAGUCCCAUCUGCCAUUAGUCUAGUUUAGUAAUGCUGCUGGGCGACCAAGCAUGUUCACUCUGUUGGUGUGUUGACGUGAAUUCCCCUCGCAGUUCCCGGGAGCAGCGCACAGAACCACACCACCACCAUGCCUGAGGGUCCAGAGUUACACUUGGCCAGUCUGUUUGUCAACAGGAUGUGUGGGGGAGUGGUCUUCACUGGCCCAGUACAAAAAUCAGAGGUCAGUAAGAACCCUGAGGUCUCCUUCUCCUGCCCGGCCUACACCAUCAUCGCCACCUCCAGAGGCAAGGAGGUCCGCCUCACUCUAACCCCCCAGAAGAGUGACUCUGCUCAGGGGAGAUGCAGGCGGGGGAAGAAAGGUCAGGUCAACCAGGUCCAGACCAUGGACAUCGUCUUCCGUUUCGGAAUGUCUGGAUUCUUCCGUUUCACCACGGAGGCGGAGCUUCCUAAACAUUCCCACCUGCGGUUCUACACCAAUGAGAAGCCCUGUAGGGUUCUGAGCUUUGUGGACACACGCCGCUUUGGCAGCUGGCAACCCAACGGGACCUGGCAACUCAACCGAGGGCCCUGUAUCAUGUUUGAGUACCUGAGCUACAGGGAGAAUGUCCUUUCCCACCUGUCCGACAGAGCGUUCGACCGGCCCAUCUGUGAGGUUCUGUUGAACCAGAAGUACUUUAACGGCAUUGGCAACUACCUGAGAGCUGAGAUCCUCUUUAGAUUAAACAUCCCUCCUUUUGUGAAGGCUCGGACGGUUCUGGAAGGACUUCAAACACAUCUGUCUGACGAGGACCGGAAGUCAGUUGUUAAAGUGGAGGUCACAGACACAGAAGUCAAAGAGGAGGUCACCAACACCGAGGUCAAAGAGGAGGUCACCGACAGAGAAAUCUCAGACAGAGCUGCUGUGAAGGAGGAUGAGAGUGAGACUCCAGACCUGCUCCGUCUCUGUCACACAGUACCUCUGGAGGUCAUCAAGUUAGGUGGUAAAGGUUACGACCCAGAGAAAAUGGACUACACUGACUUCAAAUCGUGGCUCCAGUGUUACUGUGUGGAGGGGAUGAAGUCUGUAAGAGAUCACAACGGCAGAACUAUGUGGUUCAAGGGAGAUCCAGGUCCCAUGGCUCCUAAAGAUGCCAAAACAAAGAUGAUAGUGAAGAAAGAAGAUGACCAUGAUUAUAAAGGGGGAAAAAAGGUAAAGAAGGCCCGCUCUGAGAGCCCGAUGAAGCCAAAAUACAUCAAGGAAACGGAAGUCCCUCAGAGACGGGCAGGAAGGAGGAAGUAAACAUGACCUCAGCAGAAGAGCACCGUUAGAGUCCACCCCACAGACGUGGAGUGGGACCAGAAACCGUGCCAGACAGUAGAAGAAUAUUGUCCCUUUUCAUGCAGGAAACCAAAAAAAUAUAUUUUUUGCUUUCAAUCCAGAAGCUGCUAGGUAGAACAAGCAAGUAGCUGUCGGAACAGAGCUAUUACUGAACGGGGCCAUUUAAAAUACAACUGUCUAUGAUAUGUGUUCUGCAAAGAGAAAUCCCCUUUUUGUACCAUGUAAUAAACAACGUUUGAUAUCA